Molecule: messenger RNA, 3868 nt
Organism: Portunus trituberculatus (swimming crab)
Lineage: Eukaryota; Metazoa; Arthropoda; Malacostraca; Decapoda; Portunidae
Product: DNA polymerase lambda-like
Exons: 9
Coding region: 267-1919 (550 amino acids)
Biological process (GO): double-strand break repair via nonhomologous end joining
Cellular component (GO): nucleus
Molecular function (GO): DNA-directed DNA polymerase activity; DNA binding
Source: RefSeq, a predicted model, not a curated record
UAAGACAAGAAACACCACCAUACAAUUUGUUUACAUCGCACCACCAAGUGUCAAAAACAACAGAAAAAAACAUUAGAACCAACAGAAAAUCACACGAAAACACAAACAACCUACUAAAAAUAAUUCAAAUCCGCUAACAGAAGUUUGUGUCAUGUGUAAAUGGAAGAACAUUAUUCAUGCACCAUUUCAAGUUGUUUUUAUGGGCACUCUAUGAGUCACAAUAGUCAGUUUAAUUUCCUUGAGGGUUAAAAACUAAUAAAGCAGCCAUGAAGAGGAAGAACAAAGGGGCACUUCCCCCUGCUAAGCAACACAAGGCUGAGGGCAAGACACACGAACCACCACCACAGUUCCUUGCUGGUCUGAAAUGUCACAUCCACCCAGCAAACUUUGGGCUGAUGCGCCAUAAGGUGUUUGAGAACCACAUCACACGGUAUGGUGGAGAGCUGGUGCUAUCCCUGCCUGACUGCUCUGAGGCUGUGUUCCAUAUAGUGUUUGAGGAGACUGUGGAUGAGGAGAAGGUGAAGCGUCUGGUGGACACAGCAAGGCUCCCUAACUGUGUAUUCCUGAAGUGCACCUGGCUGAUAGAGAGCAUCAAGGCCAAGACCAAGGCUGGGAUUGAGAGCCAUUUGAUUAUGCCCAUCACCUCAGUGGAGGACCAGUGCAGAGGAACAGAUGAAUCAUGGCUACAAGGGAUCUGCCAGACACAGGUGGAGGAUGCAGAAAAAGCACACAUUAAAAAUACAGAUGCUGCAAAGUCAGAGUUGCAAAGAAAUGAAAACCCUAAUGUACAAGAUUGUUCAGCUAAGAUCACUGCUCACUCAGCCUUGCAUGAGCAGAAGGAAAAUGUAGAGAGUCAGACAAGUGCUGAAGAAACCAAAGAAGACAAAUCAGUGGAGGAUGAGAGGGAGCCAGAAGAGUGCAGUGGAAAUGAAGUGCAGCAGAACAGGUCUGUGCUUCACAAAUGGGGAGCAAGAGUGGGUGAGGAGGAUCACAUGGAGUCGCUGAUAAGACCAUUUCCAAAGAAUUUGCAGGACAAGUUUGCCUGUGCCCGUCCAUCAAGCAGCAAGCCUGUAGAUCUCAACGCUCACAUCACCUCAGAGUUGGGCAAGCUGGCCGCCACCUACAAGAGUAAGAAUGACACCUGGCGUGCUGUGGGGUAUGAGCGUGCUGUCACUGCCAUCCGGAACUAUGGCAAGGAGAUCACAUCCAGAGAGGAGGCACUGGCAAUACCUGGGAUUGGUGGGCGCCUGGCGGACAAGAUUGCUGAGAUCCUGGAGAGUGGACGACUGAGGAAAGUGGCUGAGGUGUGCGAGGGGGAGGAGGCUGAGACUCUGCGGCUGUUCCUUGGGGUGUGGGGAGCUGGGCCCUCCACUGCACAGGCUUGGUACUUGCAGGAUUACCGAACCCUGGAUGACCUGAGGACCAAGGCAACACUGACUCGCCACCAGCAGAUUGGCCUCAAGCACUAUGACGACAUCAACUCGCGCAUCCCACGCUCUGAAGUGGCUGAGAUAGAGGACUAUGUGCGAGAGGCCACCCUGAGUCUGGUGAGGGGAGCUGAGGUGAUGGUGUGCGGCUCAUACCGGCGAGGGAAGCUGACCUGUGGUGAUGUGGACGUCCUCAUCACCCACCCUGAUGGCCACUCACAUGAACUAAUUUUCCGGCCGCUGCUGGCACAACUCAGAGACUCAGGCUUCGUGACUGAUGAUCUUGUCACUCAAGAGGACAAUGGAAAAUCCAUGAGACUGCUUGCCACCAAGAAGGGCAUGAGUCUGUCUGAACACAGCUUGCGAGCUGGCAUUGUGAGGCAGACUGGAGAGAAGCUGAGUGAUGGCUACAUGCUGGACACACCCACAGAGGAAUCAAUCUUUACACACCUUGGCUUGGAAUAUCAUCCACCUGAGGAGAGGGACCACUAGCACCAGCAGGAUCAGUGGUACAUUCCAAGUAUCAUUGAUCAGCUAGGCUUAUACUCUUGUUCACUUGUCAGAUUCAUGAAUAUUCUAUAAGAUGAGAUAAAAUCCAUCAUAGCUCUUAGAUCUUUUGUCAGGGUGAGGACAGACCUUCACCUUACUGGGCGUAAACAGGAAUCAGUUGUGCAUUGGUAUUUCCUCCACAUCAGAGUGUAACCGCUGAAUUGGUUAAUUUUAAGAAUAUUUUUCUUACAAGAAUGAUACUGGCUAAGAUGCUAGUAUCAUAAUCAAGCUAGUUUGUAAGGUAUUGAAUAUGAAUAUUAGGCAUGUGUAUGUGAUAUUUGACAAUAUGCAGUAAACCCCCACUUUGUCAUGUAGUUAUAAUCCUAAGAGACCAUGAAGUACUGAAAUCAAUGUUAUAUUGAUGUGAAUAACUGAAGACAUCAAUACUUAUAUCAUUUAUCAUAACUUGAAAUUGAUUUCUUGGGGUCAAAAUAGCUGUAUGAAUCACCCCUAUUAUUGGGUCGUUCACAAAAAGUGGAAAUUUUUUUGAAUGGCCAAAAACCUAUUAGUUUUCUCCUGCAAAAUUGAACUGUGCUGUGAAAAAUUGAGCUAUGUUGUAGGUAGCCCAUUCCCUGACAGAUAUUUUUGACCUUCAGUCUUACCUUCAAGAUUUAAAUUGAUUUUUCAAAAAUAUUUUUCCACUAAUAGUUGGGUGCACCCUAUAUCACCCUAACAUCAUGUCAAUAAGUUUUGCAGUGGUUAAUUAUCUAGUGAGGUCUGACAAAAAAUGCAUUCCUUAUAGAAACCACCAAGGCCAGCAUCCAGUUUGGAGACCGAAAAAAUAUGAAAAAAUUUUUUGUGUGGAAAAAAAAAUGUGGUAGAUAUACAUGUUUGGUAUUAUUUCGUGAAGUUUUAUGGUGAAAUGCACACUGGUUUCUGUUUAAAUGCCAUUUAAAGGUCCUGUACCCAACCACAUGCGUUUGUUUACAUCAGCAGAAUCGUCUUUUUUUUUUUUACUCAAAAACUACAAAAAAAAAAAAAAAGGCGAAAAUCUUAACUGUUUUUGGUGGACAUGAUACGGCAACACUGAAAGUGAGUGGUUGUCUAUAGGUGGUGUCAAUUAAGGCCACCAGCGAGACUCAGUAGGGGAAAAGCUAUUAGAAAGAGAGGUUGUUGCUGCGUCUCUCGCUACCUGCCUUUCAUUCUGCUAAACAGCACGUAGUUUAGGUACUGCAUCUUGCUAUUUACCUACUGCCAGUCCCAGAGUGUCGGGCCCAAGGGCUGUGGCUAAUUAUCCAUUUUCCCUUUCCGUAUGGCACUCGUACAGCAAUGGGGUAUGCCUAGGCACUUACUCUUAACAGCUUCACUGAUCCGGUGUCUCCCGGCAUAAGUAGAGGAAGAACACCUGGAAUAAGAGUAUGGAAGCUCAAAGAAUAAAAAGACAGCUUGUUGAACCUGACACCUCAGAUGCUCCAGUACACAUCCUUAUGUUAGCCACCACCGCCACCCUCACCACUGCCUGCCACUCCCACACCACACAUCUCACUCAGAACAAAGAAAAGGAAAUGAAGAAGAAAGGCCUCAUUACUCACAAUUAGAGAAGCUCUUCUACAAAAUAUUGAGAAAGGAAAUGAAGAUGUGGAUAGUGAUAACGAGCUUGUCAUGCUGAUGAAAAGGAGACUGAAAAAUCUACUUUCCUCUUGUUAUUCAUGCCCAGAUCCUGCCUUUGACUAUAGUUUCGAGUCUGAUGUAUACGAGAAUACAAUAACUAUGCACUGCACAACAUGCAACUUCAAGAACACAUCACAACCAGAAAAAGUGAGAGCUGGAUGUUGGAAGAAAAGCAUCUUCAGGACUAACAUAUCAUUGACAGGGGGGACUAGGAGCCUGAUAUGCUUAUAAAUACACAGGAUUGUAUUAUGAGAUUGUAGAUAAUAAAAAAGAACAUUUAG